Lactuca saligna is the source of this 2701-nucleotide messenger RNA. Lineage: Eukaryota; Viridiplantae; Streptophyta; Magnoliopsida; Asterales; Asteraceae. The record is from the annotation of a GenBank genome assembly.
GACCAUUUGCUUUGUUCAUCAAACAAAACUAAGAACCCUACAUCAUAAUAUUGAACAAAAUGAAGAUGAUCAUAGGGAAAGUGGUGUUAGUCAAGAAAAACAAGUUGGAUAUCAACGAUCUGAGUUCAUCCGCUUUGGAUCGACUUCAUGAGCUUGUGGGGAAAAACGUCACUCUACAACUUAUCAGCUCAAGUCAUAAACAUCAAUCCACAGAAAGGAACUUGAGAGGCAAAGUAGGGAAGCAAGCAAUGUUGGAAGACUGGAUUACUACUGUUACUCCUCUCACAAAUGACGAAUCGUCAUAUAAAGUUUCAUUUGAAUGGGAAGAAGAUACGGAAAUGUUCCUAGACAUGGACAUGUUCAUUUUGUGUGUAACUCGUGGGUUUACCCUACUAAACGCUACAAAAAGGACCGUAUUUUCUUCCCAUAAUAAGGCAUAUCUUCCUUUUGAGACACCUGAAUUUCUACGUUCAUAUAGAGAUGAAGAGUUGGAAAUCUUGCGAGGGGAUGGAAGUGGUAUGCUUCAAGAAUGGGAUAGGGUGUAUGAUUAUGCUUUAUAUAAUGACUUGGGAAAUCCCGAUAAGGACCUUGAUGAUGCACGCCCAGUUCUUGGAGGAUCUUCAGAGUACCCAUAUCCUCGUAGGGGUAGAACAGGAAGACCACCUACAAAAUCAGAUCCUAGAACUGAGAGCAGGCUUCCUCUAGUUAUGGGCUUAAACACAUAUGUUCCAAGAGAUGAACGAUUUGGACGCAUAAAGUUUUCUGAUUUUCUUGCGUAUGCUCUAAAAGUUAUCAUACAUUUUCUUUUUACCGAGUUUCAAGCUUUAUUUGACAACACCCAUGCUGAGUUCGACACUUUUGAAGAUUUCUUCAAGCUUUAUGAAGGAGGAUUCAAGCUUCCUGAUGGCCCUUUACUUGAACAAAUUCAAAAUAACAUUCCAUUGGAAAUGCAGAAAAUACUUCUUGAAAGAGAUAGUGAUGAACUUGCCAAAUUUCCUACACCACAAGUCAUCAAAGAGGACAAGUCGGCUUGGACAACCGAUGAAGAGUUCGGAAGAGAAAUGCUUGCAGGAGUCAACCCUAUUAAAAUUUGUCUUUUAAAAGAAUUCCCUCCAAAAAGCAAGUUGGACAUCAAUGUUUAUGGCAAUCAAGAUAGUUCGAUAAAACCACACCAUAUCGAGAAAAACCUAAAUGGUUUACAAAUAAACGAGGCAUUAAAAGCAAAUAGGAUGUUCAUACUGGAUCAUCAUGACUCAUUGAUGCCACACGUGAGGCGAAUAAACACAACUACAAACAAGAUUUAUGCCUCACGAACUUUGCUACUGCUACAAAAUGAUGGAACUUUAAAACCAUUAGCAAUCGAGUUAAGCUUACCCCAUCCUGAUGGAGAUAAGCAUGGUGCCAUUAGCAAUGUAUACACACCAGCUGAAAAUGGAAUAGAAGGCUCAGUUUGGCAGUUAGCAAAAGCAUAUGUGGCAAUUAAUGAUUCAGGAAUACAUCAACUAAUCAGCCACUGGUUGAAUACACAUGCUGUUAUUGAGCCAUUUGUGAUUGCUGCAAAUAGGCAACUAAGUGUAAUGCACCCAGUUUAUAAGCUUCUUUACCCUCAUUUCCGCUAUACGAUGUAUAUAAAUGCCAUAGCUAGACAAAUCUUGAUCAACGGGGGAGGUAUCCUUGAAGCUACAGCAUUUCCUGGAAAAUAUUCUAUGGAAAUGUCUUCAAUGUUUUAUAAGGAUUGGGUAUUCCCUGAACAAGCACUCCCAGUGGAUCUUCUCAAUAGGGGAAUAGCGGUUGUGGACACUGGUUGUCGACAUGGACUUCGUCUACUAAUUGAUGAUUAUCCAUAUGCGGUUGAUGGACUUGAGAUUUGGUCAGCUAUCAAAUCUUGGGUUGAGGAUUACUGUAAAUUCUACUAUAAGAACGAUGAUAUAAUUCAAAAUGACACUGAGCUUCAAUCAUGGUGGAAGGAACUACGAGAAGAAGGACAUGGUGACAAGAAACACGAACCAUGGUGGCCUAAAAUGGAUUCUUGUCAAGAACUGAUAAACAUUUGCACCACAUUCAUAUGGGUGGCUUCUGCUCUUCAUGCAUCUGUAAAUUUUGGGCAAUAUCCAUAUACUGGCUAUCUUCCUAAUCGUCCAAGUCUAAGUCGUAGGUUUAUGCCUAAACCAAAUACUCUCGAGUAUGAAGAACUUAAAGAGAAUCGUGAAAAAGUUUUCUUCAAAACCAUUACUCCUCACCUACAAUCACUUCUUGGGAUAGCACUCGUAGAGCUAUUGUCAACGCAUUCAUCGGAUGAGAUUUACCUUGGACAACGAGAGUGCUCUGAGUGGACACUGGAUGAAGAACCUUUGAAGGCAUUCGAGAAAUUUGGGAAGAAGAUGAAAGAGAUUGAGGAUAAAAUAGAGAAAAUGAACAAGGACAAAAGGUUGAAGAAUAGGGUUGGACCGGUGAACGUACCAUUUACCCUAUUAUACCCGACUGGCGAAGAGGGACUGAAGGGGAAGGGGAUUCCUAAUAGUACGUCAAUAUGAAAUGAAUCGAUUAUUAUGUUACCAUAAAUUGCUUAUAUUACUAAGGAAAAAUUGGACCAUUGUGACUAAGGGAGUUGCUUUUACAUAAUCCUCACUCUCUAAUUCCUAUUGUUUGUUUAUAUGAAGUCCAUGUGAGCAUUUUAUCUUUAUCUAUAUAUGAAUAAUGG